Molecule: messenger RNA, 3503 nt
Organism: Passer montanus (Eurasian tree sparrow)
Lineage: Eukaryota; Metazoa; Chordata; Aves; Passeriformes; Passeridae
Gene: CTNNA2
Product: catenin alpha 2
Exons: 16
Coding region: 201-2612 (803 amino acids)
Biological process (GO): cell-cell adhesion; cell migration
Cellular component (GO): actin cytoskeleton; adherens junction; catenin complex
Molecular function (GO): structural molecule activity; actin filament binding; beta-catenin binding
Source: RefSeq, a predicted model, not a curated record
CGACGCUGGUGAACACGAGCAAUAAAGGACCGUCUGGCAAGAAGAAAGGGCGCUCGAAGAAGGCUCAUGUUUUGGCUGCCUCAGUGGAGCAGGCCACUCAGAACUUCUUGGAAAAAGGAGACCAAAUUGCUAAAGAGAGCCAGGAUCUCAAGGAGGAGUUGGUUGCUGCUGUAGAUGAUGUUCGAAAACAAGGAGAGACGAUGCGGAUCGCCUCGUCGGAGUUCGCGGACGACCCCUGCUCCUCGGUGAAGAGGGGCACCAUGGUGCGCGCUGCCCGCGCCCUGCUCUCGGCCGUCACCCGCCUGCUCAUCCUGGCUGACAUGGCUGAUGUCAUGAGGCUCCUCUCACACCUCAAAAUCGUAGAGGAGGCGCUAGAAGCUGUGAAAAAUGCAACAAAUGAGCAAGAUUUAGCCAAUCGCUUUAAGGAAUUUGGGAAGGAAAUGGUUAAGCUGAACUAUGUCGCUGCAAGGCGACAACAGGAGCUGAAGGAUCCUCACUGCAGGGACGAGAUGGCCGCGGCCCGCGGGGCUCUGAAGAAGAAUGCCACCAUGUUGUACACGGCCUCGCAGGCCUUCCUGCGCCACCCCGACGUGGCGGCCACGAGGGCCAACAGGGACUACGUCUUCAAGCAAGUGCAGGAGGCCAUUGCUGGCAUCUCCAACGCUGCCCAGGCCACCUCGCCCACCGAUGAGAACAAGGGCCACACUGGCAUAGGAGAGCUGGCUGCUGCUUUGAAUGAGUUUGAUAACAAGAUCAUCCUGGACCCGAUGACGUUCAGCGAGGCGCGGUUCCGGCCGUCCCUGGAGGAGCGUCUGGAGAGCAUCAUCAGCGGGGCGGCGCUCAUGGCCGACUCCUCGUGCACGCGCGACGACCGCCGCGAGCGCAUCGUGGCCGAGUGCAACGCCGUGCGCCAGGCCCUGCAGGACCUGCUCUCCGAGUACAUGAACAAUACUGGAAGGAAGGAGAAGGGAGACCCACUCAACAUUGCCAUUGACAAGAUGACCAAGAAAACACGAGACCUUCGGAGACAGCUCCGGAAGGCAGUGAUGGAUCACAUAUCAGAUUCAUUCCUGGAGACCAACGUCCCUCUGCUGGUUCUCAUCGAGGCCGCCAAAAGCGGCAACGAGAAAGAAGUGAAGGAAUACGCUCAGGUCUUCCGUGAACACGCCAACAAGUUAGUGGAGGUUGCAAAUCUGGCCUGUUCAAUCUCCAAUAAUGAGGAAGGUGUGAAGUUAGUCCGUAUGGCAGCCACACAGAUUGAUAGUCUGUGCCCACAGGUAAUUAAUGCUGCACUCACGUUGGCUGCCAGACCCCAGAGCAAAGUAGCCCAGGACAACAUGGAUGUGUUCAAGGACCAGUGGGAGAAACAGGUGCGAGUUCUCACUGAGGCUGUCGACGACAUCACUUCAGUGGAUGAUUUCCUCUCUGUUUCAGAAAACCACAUCCUGGAAGAUGUGAACAAGUGUGUGAUUGCCCUGCAAGAGGGGGACGUGGACACGCUGGACAGGACGGCGGGCGCCAUCCGGGGCCGCGCAGCCAGGGUCAUCCACAUCAUCAACGCAGAGAUGGAGAACUAUGAGACUGGGGUGUACACUGAGAAGGUGCUGGAAGCUACCAAACUGCUCUCUGAAACUGUGAUGCCACGUUUUGCUGAGCAAGUGGAGGUGGCCAUCGAAGCCCUGAGUGCCAACGUGCCCCAGCCCUUCGAGGAGAACGAGUUCAUCGACGCCUCCCGCCUGGUCUACGACGGAGUCCGGGACAUCAGGAAAGCUGUCCUGAUGAUCAGGACCCCUGAGGAGCUCGAGGACGACUCAGACUUUGAGCAGGAGGAUUAUGACGUGCGCAGCCGAACCAGUGUCCAGACUGAGGAUGAUCAGCUCAUUGCUGGCCAGAGUGCAAGGGCUAUCAUGGCCCAGCUGCCCCAGGAGGAGAAGGCAAAGAUUGCUGAGCAGGUGGAGAUAUUCCACCAAGAAAAGAGCAAGCUGGAUGCAGAGGUGGCCAAGUGGGAUGACAGUGGCAAUGACAUCAUUGUGCUGGCCAAGCAGAUGUGCAUGAUUAUGAUGGAAAUGACAGAUUUCACCAGAGGGAAAGGGCCCCUGAAGAACACCUCUGAUGUCAUUAAUGCAGCCAAGAAGAUUGCAGAGGCAGGAUCCAGGAUGGACAAACUGGCACGGGCAGUAGCUGAUCAGUGCCCAGACUCAGCCUGCAAGCAGGAUCUGCUGGCCUACCUGCAGCGCAUUGCCCUGUACUGCCACCAGCUCAAUAUCUGCAGCAAAGUGAAGGCGGAAGUUCAGAACCUGGGAGGAGAACUCAUUGUGUCAGGGCUGGACAGUGCCACUUCUCUCAUCCAGGCAGCUAAAAACCUGAUGAACGCUGUGGUCCUUACAGUGAAAGCAUCAUAUGUGGCUUCUACUAAAUAUCAGAAGGUCUAUGGCACUGCUGCAGUGAACUCUCCAGUUGUAUCUUGGAAGAUGAAGGCCCCCGAGAAGAAACCUCUAGUAAAGAGAGAAAAACCAGAAGAAUAUCAGACAAGAGUGAGGAGAGGGUCCCAGAAGAAACAUAUUUCCCCUGUACAGGCCUUAAGUGAAUUUAAAGCUAUGGAUUCAUUCUAAACCACUGAGCUUUACCAGGAGGGUUUUUUAUUCUUUUUUGUAUGCGUACCUGCCGACUUGUGUGCGUCUGGCAUGGGGUGGGGGGGACAAAGUGACAAUUUGCAUGCGACCUGAGACUCUAUUCCAGUAAAUAACUCUCUGCAGUGCCCAAAAUUCAGGGCAUUGCCUUCUGAUAUUAAGUGGACUUAAUUCCAAGCUUCCUUUUUAAACUAAACUAUAGCAUUAAAUUGGCCAAAGAAUUUGCCUCACGGGGCUAUACGUGUGGAAUAAAUGAUAAAUUCAAGUCUAAACCCUGAAAUUUUUAUGCAUGCAAGAAACAUUAGGUUGGCAGGUAUAUUAAGUGAAAAAUAAAAAAAAAAAAAAGGAAUUGUAAUGGUAGACCAUAAAGCUUGUAUUGCUUCUGUUGCAGUGCAAAAAUGUACUAGCCAAUAUGCUUCAAUGUGUGGCCCAAUAAUUAAAUGAUAUAACUUUUAAGUCAUCUUCAUUAUAGUAUGUGAAUUUUUAAAACAGAUUCAAACUAAUUCAUCUUAAAAAUGCUUCUUUUGAACCAGAUUUUGUUCUUUAUAUUCUAGUAGUGUUAUGACUGCUCACAUUUCAAUUAAUCCCAUUAAUAUGACCAGAGGUUUACUUUUGCCAAUUGAAUUCCUUAUGGUGGAGUAUGAAGCACAAUAUGGUGAUUGACAUUGCCUUUUAUAUUAUGAUUAUUAUUCUGAUUAUUAUUAUUAUUAUUAUAUUAGUAAUAGAAGACCUGGUGGUGGAAUGUUUAGAGACACGGAAACUGACAGUGUGAGAAUUUAGAGGCAAAUAUGUAGGUGUAGCUUGGAUUACAGGUAUCUGACAUACCAUUGUAACCACUAACUCAAUAAACUCAUUUAACCUUGGAAUCCUCAA